Messenger RNA from Paramecium octaurelia, 3841 nucleotides. NCBI's taxonomy places the organism in Eukaryota, Ciliophora, Oligohymenophorea, Peniculida, Parameciidae. The record is from the annotation of a GenBank genome assembly.
AUGUUAAAAUUCGUUUUAUUUAUUUUAUUCUUGAAUUUUAUUGAUGAAGCUACUCUGCGAUAGGGAGGGGAUGGUCAAAUGAUAUUUGUGAAUGGGAAACCACAUUAGGUAUUGGUGAAAUAAAAGCGAUUUGCUUAAUUGAGGUAACGAUGAGUAGUUAAUAAAUUAAGAUCUAUGCCAGAGUUAUCUGAAGAUGAAGGAGGAGAUGAUGGUGGUGGAGAUGAUAUGGGUGAUGAUGAGAUUGAGGCAGGAGGAGGUGGUGGUCCAAGUUUAGGUGGAUUGGGAGGAUUAGCAGGCGGAAAUCCCAGAGAUGCAGAAACAGAGGAGAAUUUAAGAUUGGAUGCCUGGUCUAUCAUUAGAAAUUUAGAUGAAUUUAUGGUUGUUUAAAAUCAGAGAUUGAUGGAUGCAUUAUAUGGAGAUGCAAUUGAAUAAAAUGAAGAAAUGGAAGAAUUAAUAUACGAUUUGACUGACAAUAUUGAUCAUUGGACCUAUAGAGUCUAUAGUAAAUUCUAAAAAAUGAACCUUGCACUAGAAGACAGCAGAUACACAUCAGCAAAAACAGCGAUAAUAGUAUUGAUCUCAUUCUAAAUGAUUAGGCAAUCGAAAGUCAAAUCAGGAAAGCCAAUUAGCAACUUAAAAUAUAUUAUGGUUAGUUGUAUAGGUUGUAGGAUCAAAUCCCAGAUGAGGAAGAACAAUGUGCAUAAUUCUAUACAUGCAAGGAAUGUCUGAGCAAUCAGGGUUGUGGAUGGUGUCCAUUAAAUGAUAAAUGUGUAGUUGGAGAUGAGAAUGGGCCACUCUUUUAACAAUGUCAACAUUACAACUAUUAGUUUUGCUAAGGCAAAUAAUGCUUGAAAUAUUCUACUUGUAAUGUAAGAAUAUAAAAUAAUCCAUAAGACCUGCCUAUCUGAUUCAGAAUGUGGAUGGUGCUAAGUGGAUGAAGAUGACAUCAAAGUUUGUCUCUAACAACCCAGGAAUUUUGAAGGUUGUCCUGAAGGUCAUUGGCACCACAUAGCAGGAGAGCAGUUUGCUUGUCCGUUUAAGAAAUAGAAACAAAAGAUGGAAGAAGAUGUGCCUGUUCAUAAAUUUUGGAUGAGACCCAAGGCUCCACCUCCUGAGUGUAAACCUGUGGAUUCUGCAAUGAGGGCGAAGAUCUAAAAGGAGAGACAAUAAUAUAAUGACAAGUCAGAGUAUAAGGGGGAAGAGAAUAGAAAUAAAGAAGUGGUAAAACUAGUGCUUAUGUACAAUAGUAAUUGAAUUAUAAAAACACUCUUCAGCAAAAAGUAGUUUAGUUAAAGAAUUUAGUAGAUGAACUCAUAGAGAGAAGGGAUGACAUCUAAGCAUGGGUUGAUGAAUAUAUAAAGGCUAGAGGCAUAGAACUAUCAGAGGCUGCUGAAAAUCAAGAUUAGGAUGCAGGAGAAGAAUCACCUCAAGAAAAUUAAGAGUAGGAGGAUGCAUCCAACGCUUCAGGAUAAGGAGCAAACAACAGGGUCUAAGUGAAAAAAGAGAAAAAAUAGAAGAGUAUGUCUAUGUUAAUAAGUUAGAAAUUGUGUAAAUAUUUGCUGAAGAAACAGCAACGCCAGAAGAAGAACAAAUGCCUGAAGCAUUAGAAGAGGAAGUGUAGGAGGAAGUAGUUGAAUAGGGAGAAGAGGAUGUGGAAUAUGUUUUCGAGACAUCCAAAGAGUAUAAGGUCGAUAUUCGAGAAAUUCAUGUGGAAAAGGAGAAGAAGAAGAAGGUUGACAAGGAGGCAAUUGAGGAUAAAAAAUAUAAAGAUCAAGGAGAAAGGGAAAUAGAAGGAGAUUUAGAAACAGAUUAUUACAAAGAUUAUUAUAAAUAAAGGAAGAAGCAUUUUAGAGAUUUUGAGAAGUAUUAUCCAAAAUGAGAAUUGUUCGUUUUUCUAAUAGUUAAUUAUGUUUAUUAUUUUAAUCGAAAGCGUAAUUAUAUUUUCUGGGUUGGCUGUCCAUCACCAUCACAAACAAGAGCAACUAUUGUUGCAGACAGGCACGUAAAAUUUGAUUUACAAUUCAGGAUGGGAUUGGGAGAUGAAUUAUAAAAUGAAGUGGAUAGAAUUAAAGUGUCACUAAAAUUAUAAAAUAAAGCAUUAGCCAAGGAACUGCGAGGGGCCACUGAAGAGAGAGCUGACAACAUUUCGGAAUUGUCUUCUGACAUCAAGAAAAUACUAGAUAAAAUGGCAUAUGUCACUGAUACCAAGAUGACCAGAAUCAAUGAUAGAGUUCAAGAGCACAUCUAUCAAACAGAAGCAAUCUCCUUAAUAAUAAUCAUGGAUUAAUUGGAUAAGAAAGUUUAAGAAUUGGCAGGGAUCAAAUAAUAGAUCAAAUAACUUAAAGCCAAGAUUCCCAAGCUUUCCGAUAAGUGCAGCAAAUUUUAUACAUGUUACGAAUGUUUAUAAGAUGAGAGUUGUGGAUGGUGUUCAAUGGAAGAUAAAUGUGUUGAAGGAGAUGAGAAAGGACCACAAAAGAUCAGUUGCAAUUUCUAUAGUUAUAAAUAAUGUAAUGGGAGACAAUGUCAUAAAUACAACACAUGUGCAGUAACAUAUUCAAUCUUAUAUAAGACGUGUAUAGCUGAUCCCUCAUGUGGUUGGUGCAUUGAUGAUAAUCGAUAUAUGUCAGGGUGUUUAUAAUAACCCUAUGAUUAUUAAGGAUGUCCUAAAAAUGGGUGGUUCCAUUUAGAAAGUCGAUAGAAUUCCUGUCCAUAAUAAUUGAGGAAGGUCUAUGAAGAGGAAUUCGAUGAAAAUUCUUAUUGGUCCAAACCACUUGAAGAUUCUGCUUAUGUUGAUGAAGAGGAGAGUAAUGAAUAAGAUAAGAAUAAUGCUUUGAAUGGCAGAGGAGGAGUGGAAGAGAGCGAAUCUAAUACAGAAUAUAAUAAGAAGUAAUAACAGGUGGUUAAUCAAAUUAAAUAAUUAGAAGCGUUGGUCAAAGAGAUAGAAAAGGAAAUUGAUUCCUUAUAGAAGAGAUAUAAAGAGACUGUUGAGUGGUUAGAUAAGUUUAAUCAGGGGGAGGAAGGAGAAGGGGAUUAAUAGUAGUAAUAAGAGGAAGAACAAUAAUAAGAGUAGUAGGAGGAGACUCAAUCAACAUAGAAUGAAGCACAAAAGAAGAAGGAAGAGAAGGCAAAGAAGAAAGAAGAGAAGAAGUAAAACGAUUAAGAAAGUAAAAAGAAGAAGGAGGAGGAGAAAAAGAAGAAAGCAGAAGAGGAGAAGAAGAAGAAAGAGGAGGAGUAGAAAAAGAAAGAGGAAGAAAGGAAGAAGAAAAAGUAAGAGGAAGAAGAGAAGAAAAAGAAGAAGAAAGAAGAGGAGGAUGCCAAAAGAAAGAAAUUAUAGGAGGAUUUAGAUAAAAAAAAAUAGGAAGAAGAAUAAAAUGAGGAGGCCAGGGAUUCCAAUGAGUAGGAGUAAUAAUAAGAAGAUGGAGAUGGAGAAGGCAAUAAUGGAGAUGGAGAAGCCAAUAAUGAAAGUAAUAAUGCUUCUCAUAGUGAUGAAACGAAUUAAGAAACUCCUCAAGAAGGGGAUGAUCAAAGCAAUCAAUCACAAAAGAAGAAUAAGAAAUCAUCAAAAGGCGGAGAUUCCAAUAAAAAGGCUAAAGAUAAAUAAGGGUCGAAAGAUAAGGAAUCUGAAUAAGGGGACGAGUAAGGAAAUGAAGAUAAAGAGGAUAAAAGAGAGAUUCCAGAUUCCUACUUCAGGGAACCACAAUUAUAAAAUAAGAAGUGGGAGGACUUUUACAAUGGCAAUUUUAAUUUUAUUGCCUAAGAAUAGGAAGUUGAUGAUGAUGAAAUGUAAUUUGACUCCAUAGAUAUUGUUGAUGAAUUUUAUGAUCCUUUUCAUUUAAAUUGA